UCUGUUUAAGCAUUCAAAAUGAGUCCGAAACUAGUUUUCAUUUUCUUCUGCCUUCAAUUGUGUCAUCUGUCCAUGUCAAUGGAAAUACCACAAACUUAUACUCAAUUGAGCGAUUCUUCAAAAUGUGUUGCUUCAUGUGGCAAGUUCAAUCUCCAAAUUGGCAAGAAACUCUAUUACGUUGAAUCCAAGGAGAAGGUCAAUUGGUAUAAAGCAGUCAACAACUGCCGUAAGAUGGGCGGAUACUUGUUGAACAUUGAGAGCAGUACGGAAAUGGAUUUGUUUGCCGCUUUAUAUCCAUCGGACAGCCUGUGGACAUCCUCAAACACUCUGUCAAAAGUUAAUCUAUUCUCAAACAUUCUGCCAGGAACUUUUCUAUCCAUCACGACUGGAGAGCCGAUGCCCUACAAUAGAUGGAAGGAGGGAUAUUUGGACCGUAAUAAUUUGUGUGUGGAAAUGACCAAGGGAUUUCUGGAUUCGAUAAAUUGUGAAAAUUUGAAGUACUAUGUGUGCCAAGCACACAUACUUUAUUGAUGAAUUAUAAUUAGUUAAUUCACAUACUUUUCUGGCAAAUAAAUCGAACGAAAAACAAUAUACAAUUUACAUUAUC
Messenger RNA from Drosophila nasuta, 607 nucleotides. Its product is annotated as C-type lectin 37Db-like. The transcript is spliced from 2 exons. Bases 19 to 531 code for a protein of 170 amino acids. The record is from RefSeq and is a predicted model, not a curated record. NCBI's taxonomy places the organism in Eukaryota, Metazoa, Arthropoda, Insecta, Diptera, Drosophilidae.